This is a messenger RNA of Arvicanthis niloticus (Nile rat), 726 nucleotides long. RefSeq names its product prolactin-8A6-like. Gene Ontology annotation, biological process: positive regulation of lactation; response to nutrient levels; positive regulation of cell population proliferation. Gene Ontology annotation, molecular function: prolactin receptor binding; hormone activity. Lineage: Eukaryota; Metazoa; Chordata; Mammalia; Rodentia; Muridae. The record is from RefSeq and is a predicted model, not a curated record. Gene Ontology annotation, cellular component: extracellular region.
AUGGAGAUGUUAUUGAGUCUACCUACCUUCUCUGGGACACUCCUGGUGCUGGUGGUCUCAAACUUGUUGCUGUGUGAAAAAGCUGCAUCAAUUCCUGCAUGUAUGGCAGAAGAGGGUGGCUGCUGGAACCCUCUUGUGGAAACAUUUAACAGUGCCAUCCAGAAAGCUGAAAGUCUCCACAAUUUUGCUGACCAAUUAUAUGUAGAGCUUCACUACAGCAAAUUCUCAUCUGGACAUUUUGCAUCUCUUAAUUCACAACUGAUUAGGCGUGACGAAACUGUUGUGAGAGCUGGAACUUACUGCCAUUCAAGUGUCGCAAAAACCCCAAAUAGGGGAACUGAACACAUAACUAUUGAAAUAGCACCAUAUUUAAAAACUUUGAUCAAUUUUGUGGGUUCCUGGAUCAGCCCUCUCUUCCAUCUAGUGAUUGAACUGAGUGCCAUGAAAGAUGUCCCUGAAACUAUACUCUCAAAAGUCAAGGAGAUUGAAUUGAAGAACAGAGAAAUCCUGGAUGACCUUAGGUGGAUUCUCACCAAGGUCUCUCCUAUAGAAGAGAUGGAGGAAAAAUUUCCUAGCUGGGAACAUCUUUCAUUCUUAAAAUCAAGUAACAAAAAUAAUAAAUUUUUGGCAAUGUUUAACCUUUCCUACUGCCUAGAUUAUGAUACAAAGUACCUUCUACUUCAGCUUAAAAUGUUGAAGUGUCUCAUAACUGGGAAAGAUUGCUAA